AUGAGACCGAGCAACACAGCUGUGAGAGAUAGACCACCUCGUAAUCCCGAAUUUGUGAGUGGUAGUCGUGGAGUUACAAAAGAUUCUAUUGUGAGAUCCGAGGCACGAGCACUAGCUAGGGCUUAUGCUAUUCAUGCACGCAAGGAUGCUUCUGCGCUAGAUGUUAUUACUGGUACUUUCCCUAUUUAUGAUACUGAAGUUACUGCUUUGAUUGAUCCAGGAUCAACCCAUUCAUAUGUUUGCACGAAGUUAGUAUCUAGUAAAAAUUUACCUGUUGAGUCCACUGAAUUCGUGGUUAAAGUAUUGAACCCCCUAGGCCAAUAUGUACUAGUUGAUAAAGUCUGCAAGAAUUGUCCUUUGAUGACUUGGGGUUACAAAUUUCUGGCUAAUUUGAUGCAUUUACUGUUUGAUGAAUUUGAUGUGAUUUUGGGUAUGGAUUGGCUAACUCUACACGAAACUACUAAAUAUGUGAGAAAAUGUUGUAAUGCUUACCUUGAUUAUGUAUUGGAUACUAAAUUGUCUGAAUCAAAGCUUGAAACAGUGUUAGUGGUUUGCGAGUAUCCCAAUAUGUUUCCAGAGGAGUUACCAGGAUUACCGUCGGUCAGAGAGGUUGAGUUUGCUAUAGAACUUAUACUGGGAACAUCACUAAUAUCGAUAGCACCUUAUAGAAUGGCUCCUACCAAGUUAAAAGAGUUGAAAGCACAGCUGCAAGAGUUGAUUGAUAGGUUUUUUACUCGACCUAGUUUUUCACCUUGGGGUGCACUAGGUCGUGUGCACUUAAAUAAGUCUUAA
Gossypium raimondii (Peruvian cotton) is the source of this 792-nucleotide messenger RNA. RefSeq lists its product as uncharacterized. Bases 1 to 792 code for a protein of 263 amino acids. The record is from RefSeq and is a predicted model, not a curated record. NCBI's taxonomy places the organism in Eukaryota, Viridiplantae, Streptophyta, Magnoliopsida, Malvales, Malvaceae. The transcript is spliced from 2 exons.